AUGGCCCCUUCAGCGACGUCGGAUAUUAUCGUGGUGCCGGUGGCGAAAGUGGGGGUCGAGGAGGAGACUUCGCCGAAACAUGUUGCUGUGCAUGGGGCAGAGGACAAGACGCCGUUGGAGGCUAUUAGCCAUGGGGAUUUGGUAGCUCCUGGCAUCCCGACAUUCUCAUCCCACGCCGAAGAGCGUAAACACAUCCUCAUCCACACGGCGGCCGUCUUCCGCGAUUUCUCUCGCAAGGGUUUCACCGAAGGAAUGGCCGGCCACAUCUCGGUCCGAGACCCGGAGUACGAGUCUUAUAUCUGGAUGAACCCGCUGGGGAAACAUUUUGGUCUCAUGACCGCUGGAGAUCUGAGCAGAGCGGCCAACGCAGCUGGCUUCCUCAUCCACUCUGAAAUCCACAAAGCCCGUCCUGAUGUCCACGCUGUAUGUCACGCCCACACAAACGCCGGUCGCGCCUGGUCCUCUUUUGCUAGGGGAAUCGACAUGCUGAACCAAGAUAUUUGUACCUUAUACAAUUCUAUUGCUGUGUAUAAUGAGUACGGCGGCAUUGUAUUUGCCGAGGAAGAAGGAAAGAACAUCGCCACGGCGCUGGGAACGAAGAAUAAGGUCGCAAUUCUGAUGAAUCAUGGCCUCUUGAGUACCGGCUCCACAGUCGACGAAGCCGGCUUUCUCUUCGGCCUACUCGACCGCGGAUGUGCAAUACAGCUCCAGGUCGAAGCGGCCUUGGCCGGCAACCCCAACCUAAAGAAGCACAUCGUAAGCGACGAAGAAGCAGCAUAUAACUUUAAGAUGGCGAGCGAGAAAAACGCUUUGUACGCUGAAGCGCAACCAGAUCUGGAUUAUGAAUUUGCAAUGGCUGGGGAGGGGGUUAUUGAGAAGGGUGUUGAGAACCAGAAGAUUGAUUGA
This is a messenger RNA of Drepanopeziza brunnea f. sp. 'multigermtubi' MB_m1, 906 nucleotides long. Lineage: Eukaryota; Fungi; Ascomycota; Leotiomycetes; Helotiales; Drepanopezizaceae. The record is from RefSeq and is a predicted model, not a curated record.